UUUGUUUGCAUAGAAUUUGCAGUGCAGCAAGGAGCUCUCCUUCACCCCAUACCAUCACCACUACCUAUUUACUCAGUCACCUUUUGAUUUUUCCGCCUUUCCUGUCAUUGCUGUACGAAUAGACCUCUGCACCCAGCAGCUCGGCACGCGCAAAGCUCUACGGUUCGGACGACACAACAGCGCCUGAGCAAUCUAAUCAUUGAAUCCAAUAGUUCUCAGCACGACCGACCCGUCCGUCUCUAGGGUAAUUCUGCACCAAGAAAAGCCUUUCGACGCCAUCGACACGCCGCCUCGUUUCUUCACUUGUGUGUCGGCAACACACGCAUCGCUCAAUUUAAGACUCAGCCCGGCUCAAAACGUCUGUCUCUCUGCCCGAAAACCGACAGGAGACACAGGAAUUCCCAGUCUUAUUAGUCGCUCCUCGCUGCUCUACUGCAACAUACCGCAGUCACCCUGAGACCCCGUCACAUCUCUCUCCCGUCUAGGACAAUCAUUGUGCCGCGUUCCUGCCGCGCCGUCGCCCUCAGUACCACCUGGCUUGCCUCUCUCACAAACCUGAAGCGCGAAGCACGACCUCUCUCACCCCUCCAUUCCCAUCCCUCCCCUUCAACCCCCCUGCAAGAGGCGCCCCCCUUCAGACCCCUCCAAAUAAGGGAUUGUUCCAACUUUCGAGAUCGACAGCGCAGCUACGUUCUUGAGACGCGAAACAACAACACGGGGAGAAGCCCCUGGCACCUCGACCUCGAAGCUGAACGACGCUGGAUCCCUUCUUUCGUGCUCCCCUCCAUCGUCUCGUCUCGCCAUAUCCUUCCCUACCCUCGUCCCCUCGUCGCUUGGGUUGCUUUUCCCGCCGCCAAAGCGCGACACCUCCCUCUUCCUUACCUACCUUAUCUCACACAACUCACUCACUAUCACACCAUCUCCGGGCUGUGUCUUUCAAAAAUCCGCUAGUUUCUCGCACUGCCGCUACGGACUGCCAACGCCUCAACUCGGCCUUUUCAAAGCUCCCCAAAGCUCUUCUUCCCUCUGUCCCUCUGCUGGUACAAGGCACGUCCCGGCUUGCAUAGCAGCCCACUUCUCGACGAUCCCCUAAGCCCAUCAGUCCAGCCCAGUCAGGCGACGCUCUGAGUCUGCGUUCUGCAAAUCCGCAUACCUGCAUAAACACACCAACGGCAGAAGAGAGACACGCUCACCCUCUUCGCCUCCCAUUAUCGCCGUCGCCGCUGCCCUCACUUCCGCUUCCGUUAAAUACCGCGACUCAGUCAAAUCCCGCUCUCUGCCCAACGUCCGCGCCCAAUAGGAUCCCAUAGUAAGGACAACACAUCAUCUUACAGCGCCGCUCUCUUCACCAUGGUGUCCUUCUCGUGUGAGUCGUGUGGUGAUGUCUUGACCAAGAAGAAGCUCGAUCCCCACAGAAACCGUUGUCGAGGCGCCACCUUUACCUGCAUCGACUGUAUGGUAUACUUUCCCGGCACUGAAUAUCGCUCCCAUACCAGCUGCAUGAGCGAGGCCCAAAAGUACCAAGGUGCUCUCUACAAGGAAAAGAACAACAACAACCACAACAACAAGAAGAACAAGACACACAACAACCAGUCUCACCCCGCCCCCGUUCACGAAUACGAAGCCAUGGCCCAGCACGCCUAUGUCGAGGAGGUCCCCGACGCCGAGUUCGAAUCCUUCCCCUACGAGGCCAGCGACAACGGCAACUCGCCCGUCGAGCUGCUCCCGGAGGCCCCGACACCCCCCUCCGCAAACGAGGGCAACGUUAACGUUUUUGACUUUCUUGACCCGUCUGCAACGCCCAAUGCCUCUACCCUGGGGGCGAAGGAGGUGACCGAGGAAACACAGCUUGUGCGCUACGAAUAUGAGGCCGAAGCCUACUUGGACGAUGAUGGCGCGAUGAUGAACGAGGACCGCCGCGCCCUUGUGCAAUACGGCACUGGGCCGAUCCCCACCGCGGGCUACGAAACCCCUGCCCCGAAACACGAGCGGAGAAGGAAGGACGGCAGCGAGAAGAAGGACAAGAAACGCAAGCGCCUCCACGUCGAUACCGACCAAAUGAUGGUUGACGCCCCUCCCACCCUGGCUCAUUCGGGCCUGACGGGCGGUCUGAACCGUAUGAUGCGCCCUGCGGUCUUCCCCCCCUCGCCCGACUACUCCGGGGGCGACGUCGCCGACCCCGGCCUUACCAGCCCGCUCAGGAAGACAAAGAGCUCCAAGCACAAAAAGGAGGGAGGCAUUGGUAACAACCUUCUCGGUCUCCUGAGCAUGAACAGCGCCAAGACCAAAACCAAGACCAAGGCCAAGAAGCGCAAGGUCUCGUCGUCCACCAAGAAGCACUCCCACCACCGGUCCGACGGCGAAAAGGCCCCUAAGCUGAUCGAGUACCGCCCGGGCUCCCGCGACAGCAAGAAGGACGAGGAUGGCGACGACGAGGGACAGAUGGUCGUCUACCGCCCCCGCGCCGACCUCUUCUUGUCAUUUAUCAACAAGGGUCCCGAGAGCGAGCGCGGCUGCAGUAUGAACAAGGCCCUCAAACGCUUCCACCGUGAGCGUUCCUCUUCCGAAGAUACCCUUGGCAAGCUCUCUGAGGAGAAAGAGCUCUGGCGGUCGCUGCGCCUGAGGCGCAAUGACCGUGGCGAGAUUGUCCUCUUCGCGGAAUGAGAGCCUUUGUGUAUGCAAAUCCGCCGUGAUUUCAGGAUGCGACGAGGCGACAAGGCGGUCAUUGUCCAGGGCGGACAGGUCAACGGGGUGUUUAAACUCAUAAAGGACACGGAGUUUGAGCGUUUCUACUAAUGUUUUUUUUUCUUCCUCUUCCUCUUCUUUUCAUAUUCCCACGCCGAUGCUUGAAACGCACUGUGGCACAUGAUACCUACACGAUGGACGAUGGUCAUCGUAAGCCCGGAGGGAAACGGGCUAGGGAAGAUUGGGUGGGGCUUGACCGUGAAGGUCUGAUCUACUUGGGGCAGAGACAUACUUCUUUCUAUACUGGUUCUCACAUUUUUGAUGCUAAUCUCAUCGGUCCAUCCACAACCACACGCCCCUAGCUGGUCUUUGAUGGAAGUGAGCAUGGAACGAUGAGACGGUGCCGUCUUUCUUUCGAUCUUGUCUGUAUUGAGUAGGAGUGUUCAACCGAUAUCUCUGUUCGCGCUGCAUUUCCUACUGGAAUCCGGACGGGGAGUUAGAGAGGUAAUCAAAGGAGAAAUAGAGAGAGAACGAGCUGAGAGGAAAUUUGCGACUUUGGCUUCAUGGUACAUAUAUUCUGUCUUUUUUUUCUCUGGCCUUGUACAAUUCCCAUGCGCGAAUGCCUUUGAAUUGUUUAGGGGGGGAACCAAAGAAAGGGGAAACCUCCCAAGCUUGCGUUGUCCACCAGUUGAUAGAAAUUCCUUCGAUAUACAAAUGCCACCACCCCCACUCUUCCGUACUUCACUGGAGACGAAUGAUCAUACAAGACGCGGAAUGAUGGUACAAUUUUCGUAGCGCCGAUGCAACAGCAAGUUUAUUGGGCUAAAAAGAAAGAACGCUUUUGCGAAACAGCCCUGCCCCCCCAUCCGCCCUUCCUAUCUUCCAACCAA
Messenger RNA from Colletotrichum destructivum, 3575 nucleotides. RefSeq names its product Putative Cell growth-regulating nucleolar protein. The transcript is spliced from 3 exons. Gene Ontology annotation, cellular component: nucleolus. The coding region runs from base 1351 to 2664 and encodes 437 amino acids. The record is from RefSeq and is a predicted model, not a curated record. Gene Ontology annotation, molecular function: DNA binding. NCBI's taxonomy places the organism in Eukaryota, Fungi, Ascomycota, Sordariomycetes, Glomerellales, Glomerellaceae. Gene Ontology annotation, biological process: negative regulation of transcription by RNA polymerase II; rRNA processing.